AAAGUUGCUCCUUUUUAGUUGUUCACGAUUGGCUGGCUUUGAAAGUUAUUUCCUGCACGCCAUCAAACAGUGGCGAUUCAGUAGUAACAUAUCUUGAAGUGCUUCCCCGUCUCGGACCUGACGUCGCUGACCUACAUCCAGCAUGAUCAAGUCAGAAAAUAACAGUUGGGAUCAGGUUUUUCAAUAGACGCCGAAGCCAAAAAUACCGAGAAUGGCGACUUUUGGAUUUAUCAUCUUUAGCGUGCUGCUUUAUUCGACGUCUGGGCAGGAUGAAAUCGUCUACCCAUUGAGGUAUGAAAAUCAACAACUAGCAACAAGAAUCAACUGCCAGGUCGAAGAAACGCAGCACUUUCAUUACUCAAGUACCACGAAAUUAUGGGGUGUUAUGGGUGGGGAAGUCAUAAUAAAUGCAGACGUUGCGCUUCGUUGCUUGGGAGAUGACAAGGGUGGCAAAUAUGAAUCUGAAGCCUUGAAGUACCUUACAGAAGUUUCUAACUUAGUUAUAGAAGAAAGAAAUGAAAAAGUGAAAAGGGCUGCAAGGAGUGUAACAGCACGAAGACAGAAAAAAGAUGUUAAAGAAUUUUUCACCAGUGCCUGGAAUCGCAUUAAAAAUUUUUUUAGCCGAGUAUUCGGACGUGGAGAACCCGAAAUAACUCCAACUCUGCCAAGUAAUCCAGUUGAUGAGAGGAAAGAGUUACCAGAAGAUGAGUCAGAAGAAGAUUUCAAUAUGAAUGAUCUCUUAGUACUGUAUUCAACACCUUUCCAGUUUGUACAACUGGCUAAUGGAUCAAUACCCGAAAUUCGUUUCGCUGAUAAUGAAGCGGAUGGAAGGGUGAAAAAUUUUAAGCGUCAUCUUGUCGAUGCCUUCGCUACUCAACUUAACUUUAACAAGAGAGAAAACGCCGUGGUGGAAAAUUCUGUAAUAGGUGAACAUACAUCUAAUUAUAAUAUUACAGUAACGGAAAAAAGUGCUCCAUUAAAUAUCGCCGGUUGGAGUGCUGUGAAAAUGGAACAGCCCACAGUGGUUAUCAACAAACAAAUAACUGAAAAUGAUAUUUUGUCUCUUGCACCCAGCGAGGCAUUGAAUGACAGAGACAAGAUAGCGCUCAACAUGCAGCAAAUGCAAGUUUUCCAAGGAGGAAGAAUGUUAUCUAGUAGUGGCACUUCAUCGGUAGUUCUGCUUCCAAAUGCUGAAGGCAGACGAUCUCGUCAGAAACGGGAUACCGAAGAUGAUAUUUUGGCUUAUUUCAAAGCUCAUUCAGUUUACGAAAUUCAGUUAAAGAAGAAACGCAAGCGUUCGGCAAAAAAUUCUUUUGAAAACGAGACACGUGAAAAGCGCUCUUACGUGCCAGCAAGUCGCACUGCGGAAGUGGAAGAUCAUCCUAACAGACAAAGGUUGCGACUUCUUCAGAGAUCAACGGGAGAUAUCACUUCGCUGUUUGAGAAUUUGCUCAGCAGCCAAGGGCAUGAUUACGAAGAAAAAAUGCAAGCUCUGUUUGAAAUGAUAGAAAGAGAGAUCAACUAUAACUUGGAUAAGGAAAAAGAUUCGGUAUCGAAUGCUGCCAGGAAACUACUUUCCGAACAGACAAUGCAUAACAUGUGCUCGAAGAAUUUUUCAAUCUGCAAAGAUUUUCUGCAACUUUUGGCUCUUGCCGGCGGACCUGAGGUAGAAAAUGUUCUUCUGUCCUUCUUCAAAAGUGAAACUUCACUAUCCCCUAUCGAUUUGCAAACUGUUGCUGAUAUUAUUUCGGAUGUCAGCCAUCCAUCUCCAUCGUUCUUGACUUCUCUCAGUGAACUGAUUAAGGAAGAAGGCUUGGAUGAAGGCAUUUUGAGUUCUCUUUGCCUCAGCCUCGGUCAUCUCGGUUCGAAUGCCGAACCGACAGAAAAGAACAAGGUAUCAGCAGCUUUAACAGAACUGUUGAAGAAAAGACAAAAUGAAUGUCGAUCCGACCCUCUCAUUUUAGAUGUUUUGGAAGCUAUAGGAAAUCUAGGAUGUGAAAAUACAAUUGCCCAUGUCAUAGAGGUUUCUUCUAAAUGCAGAACAAAUGAAGCUGUUCAAAUCGCUUGCGCUCAUGCGCUGAGACGUUCCAGCCAUUUAGAAUCAGUGCAACAGUGGAUGAAGAAUAUUAUUACUGAUGGAGACUGCGAAAUUACUCAAACAGUUAUUGGUUCACUUAUGGAUAAGAUACAGGACCAAGAGAUGACUCCAGACGAAGCACUGUGGCCUCGAUAUGGAUUUAACGAAAUCGAUAAAAUUCUCAGAGAUCGCCUUCACACUUCUCGCUGCAACAUGGAAGAUAUUAUACGAUAUUUCUACAGGAAGAAGAAUACUGAAGCUAAAGAAAUUGCUGAAAAUUACUUUGGACCUGAAUCCGAACCUUGGAACUCUGAACAUGAUAGUCGACAAAAAAGGGCCAUAUGGGAUGAUCUCAACUGCAACGAAUGGACAGAAGAUAGUAAAUUCAAUCCUAUCCAGGACAAGGAAGAAUUUGCUACUGACAGAGCCACUUACAAUAAGAGGAAAAGUUGUUUAGCAUUCCGGAGAUUAGGUGUUAAAGGAGCAAAUUCAGAAAUUUAUGCUGGUAUGUUUGCUGGUUUGAAAGAACCCAGUGAUCCUCCAAAGUACAAACUAUUCACAAAGUUUGUUUCUGGAUUAAAUUUUCUAGGGCAUGAAAUGGAAAUUGGCUCAUUUUAUUUUUAUCACCACAGUGGACAAACAAAGGCAUAUGUCAGGAUCAUGGGUAGAACCCGGCAGGAGUUCACACACGACGGUUGCACACCAACGGAUCUCAAAUACAGACCAUUAAAGCACAUACCACUUUACCUCUUAAGUAUAUCUACUGUGCAGAUAAGUCUGGGUAUUCACCUAAGUAGUCAACUAGCAUUAGACACUGCUUGUCCUAAUAAAGAAGUGUACCAGCUUGAACCACUCACAAAUGUUAGAAUUGGAGGCGAAGCCUUGGGAACUGUACUACUUGCUAGAGGGGGUGUGAGUUUAGGAGCAAAUUUCAACUACAAGCUGCAGUUUACAUUCACCCCGUCACCUAAUAUGUGUCUCAAAGGAAGUCAUGGAUACGAUCCAAUGAGUAUCAGUUUUGAAACUUACUACCAGCUUUGGAAUACAGUUAAAAAUGACUGGGGUAAAACUAGAACUUGGAAACCCAACUUCCUGUCUUGGGAAAUAAAACGCGGAGAGAUGAAACCUUGGUUUGACGACACGUGCAUCGCAACAGAACCGUACGAAUCAUUGCCUUUUGAUACCGAGAGGGAACUUGAAUAAAGUAACCACUGGCUGGCUUAGUGGACCAGUACACAUUCUGUAGCUGUCAUUUAAUCCAUCUUCGAUGAAGAGUUUGUCACUUAUAAGUGUGCGAAAAGUACCUGUUCCUAAAAAAUGCUCAUUAUCGUUAAUAAAUCAUAUUUAAUUUCUAUUCAU
Stegodyphus dumicola is the source of this 3436-nucleotide messenger RNA. RefSeq lists its product as uncharacterized. Gene Ontology annotation, molecular function: lipid carrier activity. Gene Ontology annotation, biological process: lipid transport. NCBI's taxonomy places the organism in Eukaryota, Metazoa, Arthropoda, Arachnida, Araneae, Eresidae. The record is from RefSeq and is a predicted model, not a curated record.